AUCGUCUAGCAAUGCCCUAGCCGCCAAACCACCUUUCGUCACCUAACGGACGGAGUUCCGGUUGAACAGGCGAAGGGGCGAACGCCACCUCACGGAGCCCGCUGGCAUUGGACACCAUCUGAUCUCCUCCACCUCACCUUACUCACGUCAUCGAUCUUGCAGUCGUUCAGGCGGAGACUUCCUCCUACUCCUCCUACUCCUCCUCCUCCUCCUCCUCCUCCUCCUCUCCCGCCGCCAUUCCUCGCAUCCGUAACCUACAAUUUACUAGAACUGCCAGCUUGUGAAAGCAUUGUGGUUUCUCUAUCAAUCAAUAUGGCAUCUGAAUCAAAGGCCAGUGCUGCUCAGAAAGUUGAUCCUGUGAUUUCUUCGGCUAAGAAUUUUGACAAGGUAUCACAAUUUAAGCGCAUGUGCAGAAAGUAUCCCUUUAUCGGAUAUGGCCUUCCUCUCAUUUCACUAACGGUGUUGGGCUCCAUAGGCCUUUCACAUCUGCUACAAGGCAGCAAAGAUGUGGCAAAGGAAAGAGAUGAAAUUGAGUGGGAGAUCAUUGAAACAAAAAAGGCACUCACUCGACUAGGCCCCAAGGAUGGCUAUGUGCCUAAAAAGAUUUCUUUGGAGGAGGAACUCAAGGCUUUGCAACAAAAGAUUGAUAUUAACAGUUACGAGUACAAGAGAAUCCCCAAACCAAAUGAACAGGCAAAGUAAAGUAUAGUUAGCAUCUUUUCCGGCCGCACGGUUGUUAAGACAUCUUGAACUUUAAUAAGGAGACUUUCUGUUUCAUUCUCGAUUCCCAAUGUAAAUGCCAAUAUGAAAUGGUUAUAUUAUAUACCUUCUUGUUCUAGUUA
Molecule: messenger RNA, 842 nt
Organism: Zingiber officinale
Lineage: Eukaryota; Viridiplantae; Streptophyta; Magnoliopsida; Zingiberales; Zingiberaceae
Exons: 4
Coding region: 313-702 (129 amino acids)
Cellular component (GO): mitochondrial membrane
Source: RefSeq, a predicted model, not a curated record